Messenger RNA from Cooperia oncophora, 504 nucleotides. The record is from the annotation of a GenBank genome assembly. Lineage: Eukaryota; Metazoa; Nematoda; Chromadorea; Rhabditida; Trichostrongylidae.
AUGUACUAUUCACUUACUCCUCCUAUGCCAGGAGAGUACUGUAUUGGUGUUUUCAGACGCUUCAACGGUCUGAAGUGGUACACCAAGGAUAUACUCACUCUUCUCGAUGAUGACAUCUCUCAGUUUUCAUCGCUCCCUGAUUUCACCUAUAGAAGAAAUCUUGUCAGAGCGGGUAUUUCAGAGAUGUGUGAAGAUCCCACACAAAGUUUCAGUCUAAAUGAGGAGCUACCAAUAGAAUGCUUGCAGUUGUACACGGAGUGGUCGCUAAAUGGUUCAGAAGCCAAUGGAAUCGCUGAAACCAAUCAGUCGGCCGAUGCGCUUACGACUGGUGAAGCGCUCUACAUCAAUGAUAUGAAGGUGAAAGAUGUUGUUUAUGGUGGUGUGGUCCUUUCAACGGUAGCUCAUGGGAAAAUUCUCAAGAUUGACACCAGCGAUGCACUGCGCAUGAACGGAGUUUUAGGAUACUACGACAUCAACGUAAGGACAUUACUCUUCGGUUGUUAG